AUGCUGACACGGGCGUCAUUAGAUUUCUUCAAUUUUACCGGAAUCGCGAAGUCGAUGAAAUGGGUACCGCGAUUUUUGCCUUUAAUUGAACGUCGGAACAUGAUUACCGUUCGUCCAUCCACCUCUCGUCCUGCUGUCGCCACCAGUGACAUCUCUCCCUCGUAG
This is a messenger RNA of Haemonchus placei, 165 nucleotides long. NCBI's taxonomy places the organism in Eukaryota, Metazoa, Nematoda, Chromadorea, Rhabditida, Trichostrongylidae. The record is from the annotation of a GenBank genome assembly.